AUGAUUAUAAUUAAAACUAAAAUAUAAAUCAUAUAUUAAAAAAAAUUAGUUAUAUAUUUAUAAAAUGAAAAAUAUACCCGCACGGAUGUGCGGGUGAAACUCUAGUUAGUAGUUAAUUAGAAAAAUCGUAUAUGAAUAUUUCAAAUAUUUUCCCAAAGUUUUUAAUUAACAUUUAAAUAUAGUGGUAUUAUUAUAAAUAUUAAAACAUACUCAAAGAGACCUAAAACAAAAAGUCUUCUAUUUUAGUAAUCUUUUCACCCAAAAAACUAGGGAACACGUUUUCUGAGUCUCCUCAAAUUUGAUGAUUGUUGUCUGAAUUCGAUCUCUGUGGGAACCGAGUCAACGACCAUGAAUUGUUUCCGGAUGAAUACUAGGGAACACGAACUCAGUGAGACUCGAUCAUCAAUCAGUGAGUUUCCGGAUGAAGUGUUGUUAAAGAUCCUAACUUGUCUUCCAAGCAAAGACGCCGUGGCCACAAGUGUUUUGUCAAGCCAGUGGAGAUCUCUCUGGAAAGAGCUCAACACAUUCAGGUACGAUGGUAGAUCAACAAGUAGAGAUUACAGGAGAUUCCUACUGUUCAUCACCAACCUCUCAAACCUAGAGAGCUUGGAUCUCAAGAUCGACCCUUCUUACGUGAACGGACCCAUCAUAACUUUGGUUAACCUUGCAGUAACUCGAUCUAUGAGAAAGCUCAGCGUCCACAUGAUUUGCAGUGUCUUUGAGUUGCCUAAAAGCUUAUUUGUUUAUUCACAACUUGAAACGGUUAUAAUCGAGAAGGCGACUCUGGUGGAUGUUCCACUUGAUGCUCCUUUGGUUUGCCUCAAAUGUCUCCAACUAUUGUCUGUUAGAUUCUCAAACGAUGAAUCUGUGGAGAGGCUUUUAAGCAGAUGCCCUGUUCUUGAAGAUUUGGUGGUGAGAAGAAUCUCUUUUACUAAUGUGAAGGUGUUCACUAUUGAUGUGGGUACGUUGAGGAGUUUAUGUAUUGAUAACUCUAGUGGGAAGUCUAGGCCUGAAGGUGUUCAUGGGUUUGUGAUUAGAACACCUUCUUUGAGAUGCUUUACCAUUAAAGACAGGUUCAGCAAUUUUUUACAGUUUGAAGAUAUGCCUGAGCUGGUUAAGGCGAGUGUCAGCGUUGUUUCCGACCAACCUCUAGGAUGUCUUGCCUCGACUCAAUAUCUUUCUCUGUGUUCUCUCACUUCACAGACUCCUUCUGGCAUUUCCUUCCUCUCUCUUGAACACCUAGAGAUUUGUACAUGUUCUUUGGAGUGGUGGAAUCUACUUACCCUUAUACUCAAUGCUGCACCGAUGCUUCAAGUUCUCAAGCUCAAGUUGUUUCAGAAACACGGUGUCCAGGACGACACUAUAGACUCAUGGAACCAACCAAGUCAUGUUCCUGAAUCUUUAACAUCCCAUCUUGAGACCUUCGAGUGGAGACAAUACAAGGGCACAGAGAAAGAGAGAGAGGCUGCAAUGUACAUUCUAGCCAACGCUAGUGGUCUAAAAAAGGCGACAUUCUACUCAGAGAAGCAUGAGAUAUUGAAGGAGUUGGAAUGUGUGGCCAAAGAGGUUCAAAGUUCUUGCACGUUUGUGUUUGAGUAAAAACUCUUGUUAAUAAUAACUUGGAAUGAUUUGUCUGUAUUUCUUCUUCUUCUUCUAUGUUUCUCCGUUUAAUUUAUCAAACAAUUUAAAGAUUACUUUAUUGAUGAAUGAUCAAAUAAAUGGUAAAUUGUCUUCUGUGUAA
This is a messenger RNA of Eruca vesicaria subsp. sativa (arugula), 1741 nucleotides long. The record is from the annotation of a GenBank genome assembly. Lineage: Eukaryota; Viridiplantae; Streptophyta; Magnoliopsida; Brassicales; Brassicaceae.